Messenger RNA from Chlorocebus sabaeus (green monkey), 1838 nucleotides. It is a transcript of the gene ATP6V0D2, whose product is annotated as ATPase H+ transporting V0 subunit d2. The record is from RefSeq and is a predicted model, not a curated record. NCBI's taxonomy places the organism in Eukaryota, Metazoa, Chordata, Mammalia, Primates, Cercopithecidae. Gene Ontology annotation, molecular function: proton-transporting ATPase activity, rotational mechanism. Gene Ontology annotation, biological process: proton transmembrane transport. Gene Ontology annotation, cellular component: proton-transporting V-type ATPase, V0 domain.
UUGUUCAUGUUGAUGUUCAUGUUGAUAGUCCUCAAAGAAUUCUGGGUUAGUGUAAAUUACAGAUGAAAGCUCAGCUGGUGGUAGGAAUGUUUACAAAACAUUCAGGUGUUUGAAGCCUCCCAAUAGCAAAGCUGGGAAGGGUCCCAUCUGUGGGAGAGUAAGAAUUGAGCCUGGAUCCUCCCCUGACUCUCAUAUCUUUUUUUCCCAAUGGUGGUUUGUCGCCUGGGUUUACUUGGGUCAUCUGGCUGAUUCAUUGUUGCUGUAAAAACAGGGCUGAGUGUGCUUUGUUGAAAGCCACUGAAACCAGAGGAAACUAGUCACACAAACCCUGACUACCACCUGACAGAUUGCUUGUGCUGCCUGAUAAUUACUCGCACUUUUCCCAGGCUAGUGCAUGUCUUCAGGGGCCGUCCAGGACUACAGAGCCGUUUCACCCUACCUUGGCUUCGAUCUCUUCCCCCAUGCUCGAAGGUGCAGAGCUGUAUUUCAACGUGGACCAUGGCUACCUGGAGGGCCUGGUUCGAGGAUGCAAGGCCAGUCUCCUGACCCAGCAAGACUAUAUCAACCUGGUCCAGUGUGAGACCCUAGAAGACCUGAAAAUUCAUCUCCAGACUACUGACUAUGGUAACUUUUUGGCUAAUCAAACAAAUCCUCUUACUGUUUCCAAAAUUGACACCGAGAUGAGGAAAAGACUAUGUGGAGAAUUUGAGUAUUUCCGGAAUCAUUCCCUGGAGCCCCUUAGCACAUUUCUCACCUAUAUGACGUGCAGUUACAUGAUAGACAAUGUGAUUCUGCUGAUGAAUGGUGCAUUGCAGAAAAAAUCUGUGAAAGAAAUUCUGGGGAAGUGCCACCCCUUGGGCCGUUUCACAGAAAUGGAAGCUGUCAACAUUGCAGAGACACCUUCAGAUCUCUUUAAUGCCAUUCUGAUCGAAACGCCAUUAGCUCCGUUCUUCCAAGACUGCAUGUCUGAAAAUGCUCUAGAUGAACUGAAUAUUGAAUUGCUGCGCAAUAAACUAUACAAGUCUUACCUUGAGGCAUUCUAUAAAUUCUGUAAGAAUCAUGGUGAUGUCACAGCAGACGUUAUGUGUCCCAUUCUCGAGUUUGAGGCCGACAGACGUGCUUUCAUCAUCACUUUUAACUCCUUUGGUACUGAAUUGAGCAAAGAAGACCGGGAGACCCUCUAUCCAACCUUCGGCAAGCUCUAUCCUGAGGGGUUGCGGCUGUUGGCUCAAGCAGAAGACUUUGACCAGAUGAAGAACGUAGCAGAUCAUUACGGAGUAUACAAACCUUUAUUUGAAGCUGUAGGUGGCAGUGGGGGAAAGACAUUGGAGGACGUGUUUUACGAGCAUGAGGUACAAAUGAAUGUGCUGGCAUUCAACAGACAGUUCCACUACGGUGUGUUUUAUGCAUAUGUAAAGCUGAAGGAACAGGAAAUGAGAAAUAUUGUGUGGAUAGCAGAAUGUAUUUCACAGAGGCAUCGAACUAAAAUCAACAGUUACAUUCCAAUUUUAUAACCCAAGUGAAGUUCUCAAAUGCAGAAAAUUAUAAAUGUUGAAAGGAAGUUAUUGAAGAAAAUAAAAGAAAUUAUGUUAUAUUAUCUAGACUACACAAAAGUAAGCCACACUAUAUCUUCUUGAGCUGCAAAUCCAUGGAAACACAGUAAGCCAGCCCUGAAACAAAGCAUUUCCUUAUUCUCAGUGGCAUUAGGUCUUGUUUCCACAUGUCUGUCUCAUUCUUCACUGGGUCUUACAGGUUAAUUUUAAUUAACCCUAUGGUAUUUUUCUUAUUCUUGUUUGAUCAUGUUAAAAAUUGGACCUAAUAAAAGUAUUUUAUUCAUG